Messenger RNA from Symbiodinium sp. CCMP2456, 3507 nucleotides. The record is from the annotation of a GenBank genome assembly. Lineage: Eukaryota; Dinophyceae; Suessiales; Symbiodiniaceae.
GCAGCCUUUACGAUCCAUCCGUUGUCGGAGUUGGAGCUCUUCCUCCGGGGAGUUGGAGUUUGCCUGGCCGACUGCGAGACUUGCGAUCUAGAGUCCCUUGCCGCAGAAGUCGCAGACGUGCUGAUCCGCGAAGCCGUGAAACCAACAGACCCACGACUCGCACGGCAUCUUCCCAACGUUUUGUCAUAUCAAGUCAAAGCCAGCUGGCAGCGAGCUGUUUUGGAUUGCCCGGCAGAGAUGCAGCAUCGUUGGGCAGAGCUCCAGCAGUUCCAUGGCAUACUUGAGAGUGACUUCAAGUCGUGCCGGGCUGCAGGCGACAGAUACUUUUGGACUGCCUGGAGCUACAUCACAGAUGCAGCAACCACGCCAACUGGAUAUUUGAACUUCGAGUGUCAGCUUAUUGAAAGUCCUUUGGGUCACGGUCCACUGAUCUAUCGGGGCCUUAUGUGUAAGGAUGUUGAAGGGCGCUUUGAUGACGUUUUUGUCACGGGAUACUGCUUGCCAACUUCUUGCAACGGCCCUCCUUUGGAGCACUUCUUCGGGCCGGUGCGCCAGCUGUCAGUUCUUGAGUUUACUCCUGACUUGCAGCCAUGGUGGGCCAGGCCGUAUGAAAGCCAGUUUGCUGACCUCACGGAGCCUCGACUUGUUGUAGGAACAUGCCUUGCUGCGGGGAUGGCCUUCAGAAUGCUUCGUUGGCUUCUCCAAGGCAUUUCGGCCCUGCUCAGCCCAAGCACGAGUACUGCUGGUGUUGAAACUGACCCCAACCCAGUCAUUCCACGCAACCGGCUGCUGGUUCCCGACUUGUUGCGCAUCGUUGCCGUUGUGGCAACUCUCCAGUGCCAUACGGACUUCUCAAACAAGUGGCUCAAGACCUUAAUGUCUUGGCUUCAGUUUGGAAUUUUCUUCGCACUAAGUGAGUUCCUCGCAGCAAAGAAGGGCCGCAAUUCGUGGUCGUCGGCUUUGGUCCAGUGCUCAAGGCUCUGGCGCAAAGGGAGUCGGGAGUUGCCACAUUUGGCUUUGACGGUGUGGGCUUGGAGUGGUGCCUUCCUAGCUGGGGACUGGACUGGUUAUCUUUUCCAGCGAGUGCCGGGCUUCACUUCUGCGUUCUACCUCGGUGCACAGAACUGCAUGAGGAGCCUCCAUCAGAGAGGCUUUUUGGCAGAGCUGUUUCACCUCCCUAUUUAUUUCGUUGGCGCGGAAGCGGCUCAUUGGAAGCCCUGUGGCUCUUGGUUGGUGAGGAUGGACUUUCAACUGGAAGUUGCCCUGACUUCGCUGCAGCUGGUCGAAAGCCUGCUCGGGUUUGCUCCCCGUCUUCUCGCGGAAGUCUUUAUGGCAUUUGCCACAAUGGCCCACAUGACAUACAUGACGGCGAUCGAAACGGAAGCGUUGGGGCUUGUUCGUGGUAGUUUUACUUUCGCCUGGAUCAUGAGGAGAUCGUUGAGCCUCCACGCGAAAAUGUUCAGACUUUCGUCCCCGAGACAUGCCUUGGGCUUGGCUACUGCGUUUGUGGCGGUAGCUAUCGCAGCCUGCACAACAUUCGUGUCACUACCCCAUGCGGUUCGUAAGGCGUAUCCCCACCUGCCUGAGGAAGAGCUCAAAAGCCAGCUCUUGAUCGAAGAGGCAAAGUUCGGGCUGUUGGGCACACUGGCCUUGCCUCAUGCCGCACUGCUUGUUCUCCAUUCCAGUGAGUUCAUCGAGGCGAGGUGUAGCUUCCUCAAGCCGCUUGGCCCACUCUGUGCAUUCUUGGGCCCUCUCUGUUUUGGCGUGCUUCUGAACCACGGCUUCCUGGCUUUUGCAACCUGGGAGUUUAUUGGCAAGUUGCCAGAAAAGACUUUAGAAUUGCCUGCUGUAUUGAAGGCACCCGGGCGGUCCAGGAUCGCUUCGUUUCUCAUUUACGUCGUGGCCUGCUAUGUGGCUUCUGAGAGGUUGCGCAGCUGUGGCAUUCCAGAUCACAAAGAGACGCCUAGAGUCGAGCCCUUGGCUUUUCAUUUCGUGGGUCUCACAGAGGGCUUCUUCUUGGUCUUGCUUUAUCAGGCUUCAACCAGGCCGGCAGCAUUGAUGGUGGUGGUGGAUAUUGACUAUCGCGAGUACUUCCUUCCCGAUACUAUCCAGGAGCUGCAGCGCGCUUUCGACAAGUUUGACACAUCUGGAGAUGGUGCCAUCUCAGUCAAGGAGUUGUACCAAAUGUUUCGAAGCCUCGGCAAGAAAGUGAGCCGCCAGCAGCUGAAGCACGUGCUUGCAGAGAUUGAUACCGAUGGGAAUGGCGAGAUUGAGUUCGAGGAGCUGUGCAUGCUCGAGAUCAAGAUGAGCGGGGCCCGGCCACGAGCAGAUCUCAUUGAUUAUCGGGAGUUCCUGACGGAGCGCCAGGUGGCCAAACUGGAGACGGCUUUCCUGCGCAACGACAGAAAAAACACAGGUCUUAUUGGCCUCGAUGCCUUCUGCAGCAUCGUGGAAAGUCUCGCACCCUGGACGGAUCGAACACCUGUUGAGCAGCGUGCUACGCGCGAGGACUACGAGGACGUACUGGCCGAGGUGGAUCCCCAAUGCCGCGGCAGCAUUGACUUUCACCAGCUUUGCUCGGGCUUUGCAGUCCUCACAAAAGCACGUAAGAUGGUAAACUACAGAGAGUAUCUCCAGCAGGACGAGGUAAAGGAGUAUCGUCGCAUCUUCAAUGCCACCACGCAGAAGAAGGGCCAAAGUGGGCUGUCGAAGUCAGACCUGGACCGGAUUUUGCGGAGAAUGGGUGCUACAUUACCGAAGGCGCAGCUGCGUGAGUUCUUUCAGUAUUUCGACACCGACGGCUCGGGGUUGAUGGACUUUGAGGAAUUCUGCGUGAUGCUCCUGAGGGUCCGCAACCUUAACAAGAAUCGGAUCGUGAGCCCGGAGACUUGCAGCUGUUCUCAGUUGUGGAAAGAGGAGGAGUUCAGCAUCGAGGAACUGCAGCAGUCCGGCUUCACGCUGGAGGAUUUCAAGCAUGCCAGCAUACCGGUCUCUGCUCUCCAUAAAGACGGAGGAUACUCUGCACUGGAGUUGCGACGUGCCGGAUUCUCUGCCAAGGAGCUGAAGCAAGGUGGGGUGGCGCUAAUGGAGCUGCGACGAGGCGGUUACAGCCUCAUGGACCUUCGCCUGGCGGGGUUUUCAGCUCAAGCCCUCGAAGGUGCCAACCGCCAGCUCCUUGGGUCAUUCUCCGCUGGUGACCUCUCUGUGCUCCCACGCAUGGCUCCCAAGCCUGUGGUCUCCAAGGGAUUCGCACUCAGCAGCGCUGGCUUUGCGUUGCUGAAGAACGCACCAGGCUCAUUUUUGGAUGUCGCUGUGCAGCGGCCCCUGCAACGGCAAAUGACGCCGAUGAUCCGUGAGCACACCGAUUGGAAGUCUCCCUACACAGGGCAGGCGAACCCGACUGGGGACAGCCUGGAUGCCUUGGCCUCCACCAGCUUCCAGAGGUCUAGACCCAGCGACAACAACGGGUUUCUCCUGGACGCGAAGGGGAAAUUCUUGGGUGGUUGA